AUAGUCGUAAUAGCAUUGAGCACGUGAUUAGGUACCGCCUGAUUGUGACGUAUUUUAGCGGUGCCUGUAAAUUACGUGACCUUCUAUGCGCUCGAAGAUUUGUAUUUCUGGCUGUUGAGAGUAGCUGAAGUAGCCGGCUAUAAAGUUUAAAAAGACAACCUCAUUAGCUAAAAAGGGAAAAUGGGUGACAUUGCGAAAGGAAAGAAGGCGUUUGUCCAGAAGUGUGCACAGUGUCACACAGUCGAGGAAGGAGGAAAGCACAAAGUUGGUCCAAACCUUUGGGGUCUGUUCGGACGCAAGACGGGCCAGGCUGAAGGCUUUUCCUAUACCGAUGCCAACAAGAGCAAAGGUAUUGUAUGGGGAGACGCCACACUUAUGGAGUACUUGGAAAACCCCAAAAAAUACAUUCCUGGAACAAAGAUGAUCUUUGCCGGCAUCAAGAAGAAGGGGGAGCGUGCUGAUCUAAUUGCAUAUUUAAAGUCUGCAACAUCUUAGAUUCUGCUCAUCCUAAUUUAACUUAUCUGUAAAGUAAACUUAUAUGUUGUUAUUGUAAAAUAAUUUUAAGAAGUAAUCUACAGAAAAAGGUUUUGAUAAAUUUAAGAAGACUUGGAGGAAAAAAGAAAAAGGAAAAAAAAAACGAUGUCAAGCCUUGCAUCUGUCUAAAUGAAGAGCAAACCUAAUUUCACAGAUUCCAGUAACUUGCACUUGAAACUUGGUUAAUGCAAUGAUAUUUGAACAGUUAGGGUGGUUAUUGCAGGUCCUGGGUUGUCUCCCAUGUUGAAUGAGUAAGUGUAUCCCCUGGUUUCACAGGUGUAUUAGAAAUUGGUAUCUGUUGGUGGUUAAGUAUUCCCGAAGGCACUCGUUGAAGAAGGCCAAAGCGCUGCUUGUAGUGUAUGAAGGAAUCUUAUCAUUAAAAUUGAUUAAAACUGUAA
Conger conger (European conger) is the source of this 932-nucleotide messenger RNA. Its product is annotated as cytochrome c. Lineage: Eukaryota; Metazoa; Chordata; Actinopteri; Anguilliformes; Congridae. The transcript has 3 exons. The record is from RefSeq and is a predicted model, not a curated record. Gene Ontology annotation, molecular function: electron transfer activity; heme binding. Gene Ontology annotation, cellular component: mitochondrial intermembrane space. Bases 181 to 495 code for a protein of 104 amino acids. Gene Ontology annotation, biological process: mitochondrial electron transport, cytochrome c to oxygen; mitochondrial electron transport, ubiquinol to cytochrome c.